This is a messenger RNA of Parathielavia appendiculata, 1971 nucleotides long. Its product is annotated as DNA polymerase alpha, subunit B. NCBI's taxonomy places the organism in Eukaryota, Fungi, Ascomycota, Sordariomycetes, Sordariales, Chaetomiaceae. The transcript has 3 exons. Gene Ontology annotation, molecular function: DNA binding. Bases 1 to 1971 code for a protein of 656 amino acids. The record is from RefSeq and is a predicted model, not a curated record. Gene Ontology annotation, biological process: DNA replication; DNA replication initiation. Gene Ontology annotation, cellular component: alpha DNA polymerase:primase complex.
AUGACCGACGAAACGAUCGCCGAGCUGAACCAGUGGUUUGGGUCAGCAGGCAAGGACCUCGAGGCCGAUAUCGUCGCCGAGUUGAAGUCCAUCAUGCGCAUGCACCAGCUGUCCGUUCAGGACCUCUUCUUCAAAUGGGAGUCAUACGGCAUGAAAAUUGGUAUGGAUGACUUCAAGGUCACCAUCGACACCCUCCGCGCAUUCAAGCAGAACCUCCAAGACGAACUUGAGAGGAGUAGUCGGUCGCGUGUGCACAUCAAGACGGAGAAGCGAGCCGGCGCAACUCCUCGGACGGGCAAGAGCGGCGAUGUAUUUGGAAUGCUGGAUGGGCUUGCCACGCCGGGACCGGGAAGAUCUAGGCCAGCAGCGAAGAGGACGCCAGCAAUAUCCCGUGCAAUGGCUGAGCCAACAAGCUCGCCCCUGGGAGUCGAGGACCAGCUCAACGCCAUGGGCGUACUCCCCCCAUCAUCCUUCAGUGACCGACCGAAUCCCGGCGAAGUCCUUGAGAUCCUGAACGAGCAACUCGAAGCCGCCGAACCACCCAUCUCCCCCUUCAGCGAAUCCCGUAUCAAGCUUACCGCUGCGUCAGACCAGAAAAAGCUCGGGUACAAGGGUCUUGCCAUGAAACUGUCUGAGGCAUCCGAAAUCCUAGAUGACAGGAUAGAGGACUUUAUCGGGCUAGUCAUGGAGCAUCACAAGUUGGAGGACUCGGCGUUCGGAAGCCCAGCCAGCCAAGGCACCUCCGAGAUCGUUGCCGUUGGACGAAUCGCGUCAGACUCGCUCGAAGGCAAGCUCAAUGCCGCGUCACUAGUAUUGGAAAGCUCCAGGAGGUUGGGCAACGGGUUGCGUGUACCCCUGAAUCUCGGCAAACUCAAGGGCUACCAAUUCUUCCCCGGCCAGAUCGUUGCUCUCAGGGGCAUCAACUCCUCGGGCCGCGAAUUUACCGUCCACGAGGUCCUCGACAUUCCCCUCCUUCCUAACGCUGCCUCCAGUCCCGACGCUUUCCUUGCCCACCUGCAACGGCUCCGCGGCGGCCCGGACGCGAUGGAUUCAGAUGACAACCCCACCUCCCCCCUCACCAUUCUCUUUGCGUCCGGGCCCUAUACCGCAGACGACAACCUUGGUUUCGAGCCCCUCCACGUGCUCUGCAGCGAAGCAGCCGACACCUACGUCGACGCGCUGGUUCUCACGGGCCCCUUCAUCGACAUGGAACACCCACUCAUCGCCUACGGCGACUUCGACCUGCCCCCGGAAGCGACCUACGACCCGGACACGCCCACCAUGGCUACCGUCUUCAAAUACUUCAUCUCGCCCGCCCUCAACCGUCUCGUCGCGGCCAACCCGACCGUCACCAUCCUGCUCGUCCCCUCGGUGCGCGACGUGCUCAAUAAGCAUGUCUCGUGGCCGCAGGACGCCUUCCCGCGAGCGCAGCUGGGCCUGCCCAAGACGGCGCGCAUCAUCGGGAACCCCAUGACGCUGAGCAUGAACGAGAUGGUCGUCGGCGUCAGCAGCCAGGAUGUGUUGUUUGAGCUGAGGCACGAGGAGAUCUUGGGCGGCGCGAGGACAGGGCUAGAUGCGCUGUCGAGGGUGAGUCGGUAUCUGAUUGAGCAGAGGCAUUUCUUCCCGCUGUUUCCGUCGGCCGAUCGGAAGAGGCUGCCCAAGACGGGCGCCGUAGACGGUGGGAGUGAGGGCGUGCCGCCUGGUGCGAUGCUCGAUGUGAGUUACUUGAAGCUGGGAGAAAUGGUCAAUGUCAGGCCGGAUGUGUUGGUGGUGCCGAGUGCGCUGCCGCCGUUUGCAAAGGUUGUGGAGAGUGUCCUCGUCAUCAACCCUGGGUUUCUCUCCAAGCGGAAGGCAGCGGGCACAUAUGCAAAGAUGACGCUUUAUCCGCCGUCCAAGGAGGACAUUGCGAGCGGUGGAAUGGUCGCGCACAAGAUAUUCGAGAGGGCGAGGGUGGAAAUAACGAGAAUCUGA